Molecule: messenger RNA, 2898 nt
Organism: Coregonus clupeaformis (lake whitefish)
Lineage: Eukaryota; Metazoa; Chordata; Actinopteri; Salmoniformes; Salmonidae
Product: phosphoinositide 3-kinase adapter protein 1
Exons: 17
Coding region: 110-2722 (870 amino acids)
Cellular component (GO): cytosol
Molecular function (GO): signaling receptor binding; phosphatidylinositol 3-kinase regulatory subunit binding
Source: RefSeq, a predicted model, not a curated record
GAAAGCUGUUCAUGCGAAGAGCCUAAAUUCAGCCGGGAAAAAAGAAGGGCUUAACCCCAAACAGUAAGGGCAGCCAUUCACAAGGACAGAUGUUUGGUGCUGUGAGUUGAUGCAACUGUUCUCAAACUUCACAAUGGAUAGAGUUGUCUCGUCCUCAGAAUCAGCAAUGUCUGGAUUCCACUCCACUUGCGAGCUGUUGAUUGUCCAUGCUAGCGAGGCUCAGGAAUGGGCAACAUAUCUGCAGAAAAUCUUGAAGUCUUCACAGAAGUUUCCCAAGAGGUCUAUCGUAUUGUAUGCAGUUGACUGUGCUGAUCAGCUACAUGGAUGUGACUUCAACAUUUUCCAUAAUAGUAAAUGCAUUGUAAUGCUACUGACAGCAGCAAUCCUGGACAUUCUAGAUGACCCUGAAGUCCUAGGAACUUUUCAGAAACUCCUUCACCCUCCACACAGAGUGGUGGCGCUGUUGUGUGGAAUGUCAGAGGAUGACAUAUCCACUGAAUGGUUUGAGGACUGGCAGAGCUGGAGAAAACUGUAUCCUGAAGAUGAACCUGCUCUCUACAUCUCUACCAUUCUAGAAUCCAUUGCUGACAGUAAUACAGAAGAGGCUGAACAUGAUUUGGAAGCUACGGCAAAAACAGAAGCAAAAAUCCCUGUGGUCAAGAACCCCAAAGCUGAGGGGACAGAGGAAGAGUCAGUGACAGAACCAGAGUGUGUCCAGGAUGACAGUGACAAUGUGAGAACAGAGGUCCACCCAAACCAGGCAACGAGCCCCACACAUCCCGCCUGCCUCACUGUACAACCAAACAGAGUACUAUGUGGGGACCAUGCAACUAUUUUCAUUAUCUUUUCAAAUAAACUGGACAACCAGUUGAAAAUGGAGGUGGAGUUUUCCUCUAAAGAUUUAGCUGCAAAACGGGUUUUAGGGAUUUUGGAGAAUGAAUACACCAUCAGUGUUAACGCGCCUGAUAUGCCAGCAGGAGAGAUGUCACUCACUCUGCAUGGCAACGACUCACCAGUCUGUUUGAGGCCUGUAACAUACUACACAGUCAUGGGAGAAGUCAGCAGUUACCUUGAACUUGCAGCUGCUCCCAUGGACUUUAUGUGUCAGGCAUUCAAUAUCACAUCCAAUACCACAGAGUCACUUGACAAUAUGCUGACAGACUCGUUAAAAGGCAGGAUUCCUGCAAGUGGACUUCAUGUGUUUGGAAUCAGACAGAUCGAGGAAGACAAUAUGGCUGCAUGUCAGCGAAAGCAGGAGCUUCCCACUCUGCUUCAUUUUGCUGCAAAGUAUGGGCUGAAGAAGCUUACCACAGUCCUGCUACAGUGUCCAGGUGCCUUACAGGCCUACAGCGUAAUGAAUAAGAAUGGAGACUACCCAAAUACACUGGCAGAGAGGAGCGGUUUCUCUGACUUGAGACAGUUCAUGGACGACUUUGUGGAGACGGCUGACAUGCUGAAGUCUCAUAUCAAAGAAUCCAUCUCGGCUAAAGAAGAUGAUGUGUACGAGUCCACGUCCAUCUCCUCUCGAGAUAUCAUCAUGAAGUAUUCCCUGAACCCCGGGUGCCAAGAAGACAUCUAUGAGUCCAUGAUGGGGUUAAGCCCAGACUACAUGGAAGACCUAUAUGAGGACAUGGAGAAGGCAUUAGGAGAGUCGCAUAACCCAGAGGAAAUCAUACUUAGAAAGUUUUUUCAAGGGAAACCUGAUGCAGGUGUGGCCCAAGUUGGGGAGCAUACAACUAAUGAAGAGGUGGGAGACCAGGUGGAAGAACCAGAGGGGUUUGAGGAGGAAGACCCUUACAACAUGUUUGUUCAAGAUCAAAUCUAUGACACGGUGGAUGAGAAUGCGAGCUAUAUCCCAGAAAUGUUCAACCGUCCACCAGCCCCAAUUCCGAGACCUGUAACAUUUUCAGAGUCUGAGAAGUCCAAGACCUACAUCUCAAGAGUGUUUUCGGGAAAAGAAGAAUCAAAUCCACAGAGGGACCUCAGAGAAACCCAGUCAAACACAGUGAGGCCUGUGAGAGACAGAGCCGCCACCUCCUCUUCCCACGACCCCUACGCUGGAAUGAAGACCCCAGGCCAGAGGCAGCUCAUAGCCUUGCAGGAGAAAGUGAAGGUGGGGGUCCUGAGUGUGGAUGAUGCUGUGCAGGAAUUCAAGAUCUGGCAGUUUGACCAGGAUAGGAGAUCUCAGUCUCUGCGCUAUCAACAGGAAAAUCUAAAAAGAUUACGAGACAGCAUUGCCAGACGCCAUAAAGAGAGGGAGAAGAUUGGGAAGGAGAUCGAUCUAGAGAUAAGCGCCCCACUGCAGAGGAACCUUCACUGGGGUUCCAACAUGGCUGUGGAGUGUUCUGUGUACGAGCCCGCCCCACAGGUCAUGACCCAGACCCCUCCUGUGGCCCGGCCAAUCCAGAGAAGCACCUGGAAAACUGGCAGUACCUCCAGCACAUCCAGUAGUGGCAGUAACAGACUCAGCACACAUAGUAACAUUAGCUACAGCAGUGGAACUGAGCCCGAGUUUGAGGACACAGUAGACAUCCUCCCAAUUCCACCACGAAUCGCUGAGGCCGCAUCUCUACUUCCUCCCCCCAGAAUCCCUCCACGACUCCCAGACCGGGCUCCAGAGAGUUUGUUGCAGGAGCGUUACAUAUCAUGCCCCUCUCGAGCACUUCCUAAGAGACCAUCUCAGAGGACCACCUCUCCCCCUCCCAUACCCCGGAGAACAUAGUGACACACAUCUCUGCUGUUUUAUCAUUUUGAAUGUCUGCCCUCUAAAAUGUAUAUUAAUAUCUAAUCAGGCAGCAUUAUUUAUAUUAGGUUUUAUUUUGCCUCCAAGUUUUCAGAGCAAAAACUAUAUACAUACACUACCAGUCAAAAGUUUGGACACACCUACUCAUUCAAGGG